AGUAUGGGUAUCCGACAGAGCCGGAGACAGAUCGCUCAGAGAAGCUGAUCAGCUCUCUCUGUUUUGCAGCUCAGAGAGAGAGAUUCAGAGCACUUGUUCACUUCUAGUUCUCCGAAGCAAGAGCGAAGCAGCGGAGGGAAUACCGGCAAGCACUUGCAUCUUUGCAUCCUUUCGGGAUUAAAGACAACCGGAGGAGCCGAAAACUUCUUCCAUUUGCUUCUUUCUCCUGGACUUGGACUGCUUUUGCACAACUGGACUCGGACCGCGACUCUUCUUGGGGGGUGAUUUCUGAUUCGGUUGUGUUUGUGAUUUUGCAGAGGGAAGCAGGGAGUCCUCUUUGGGACAGGUGGGUGGUCAGAGAGCCAGUUAAAAGGGAUUCAGGUCCAAGUAGGUGAUUGUAGCCGAGCUAACAACCAUGCAGAUUGAGAAUUUCAACCAUGGGAACAUCCACUCUUUCCAGGGUCACCGCGGGGUGGUCAACAACAACAACAACAGCAAGCCCAAUGUCAUUCUCCAGAUAGGGAAGUGCAGGGCAGAGAUGUUGGAGCAUGUUAGGAGAACUCACCGGCACCUCCUGACCGAGGUGUCGAAACAGGUGGAGCGGGAGCUGAAAGGCCUGCAGAAAUCGGUGGGCAAGCUGGAGAACAACCUCGAGGACCAUGUGCCCUCGGCUGCUGAGAACCAGCGGUGGAAGAAGUCCAUCAAGGCCUGCUUGUCUAGAUGUCAGGAGACCAUUGCUCACUUGGAGAGGUGGGUCAAGAGGGAAAUGAAUGUCUGGAAGGAAGUCUUUUUCCGCCUGGAGAGGUGGGCUGACCGGCUGGAGUCCGGUGGAGGGAAGUACUGCCAUGCGGAUAAUCCCCGGCAGACAGUCUCUGUUGGCGUAGGUGGGCCCGAGAUUAGGUCAAGUGAAGGGGAGAUUUAUGACUAUGCCCUAGACAUGAGCCAGAUGUAUGCCCUGACACCUCCUCCAACUGGGGAAAUCCCUCAGCCCCACGAGUCCUACCAGUGGGUCACUGCCCCAGAGGAUGUGCCACCUUCUCCAGUGGAGACCCAGAUUUUUGAGGACCCCAGGGAGUUCCUAACUCACCUGGAGGACUACUUGAAGCAGGUAGGUGGGACUGAGGAGUACUGGCUCUCUCAGAUCCAAAACCACAUGAAUGGUCCGGCCAAGAAGUGGUGGGAGUACAAGCAGGACUCUGUCAAGAACUGGCUGGAGUUCAAGAAAGAAUUCCUCCAAUACAGCGAGGGCACGCUGACUAGGGAUGCUAUCAAGAGGGAGCUGGAUCUGCCCCAGAAGGAAGGGGAGCCCUUAGACCAGUUCCUCUGGAGGAAGAGAGACCUCUACCAGACUCUCUACGUGGAGGCCGAGGAGGAGGAGGUCAUUGAGUAUGUUGUAGGGACCCUCCAGCCCAAACUCAAGCGCUUCCUUAGCCACCCCUACCCUAAGACCUUAGAGCAGCUGAUCCAGAGAGGGAAAGAAGUUGAGUGCAACUUCGAUAACUCUGCAGAUCCCAGCCCUCAGAGGACCCCAGAGCACCAACUAGGAGAUUCAGUAGAGAUCCUGCCUCCUUCUAUUACUGCCAGUUCUGCAGCGAGUGACAGGACUCAGCCAGAAGUUUCUAUUCCACCAACCACAGUGAUAUGAGCUAUGUUAUGACCCAGAUGUUGGCUUAUUGAGGAUGAUGGUUUCUUACUAGUGGAAACUUUCAGCCAUGGGAGGCCUGAGGAUAUUCUCAGUCCACUGGCCAUUAGGAGGAGAAUUGCCUAUUCUUUGAGGUGGACCAUGUGGAGAACAUGGUUAGCCUGAAUUGCUCAAGAGGGGUUCAAGCUGGAGAAACUGAUGGCUAUUUUGAGGAUUUCUUUUUUAAAAAAAGCCAUUGUAAGGACUGGACUAUGUAACAAAGGCAACCAGCCUUUCUUCUGUGGCAGAACUGGCCACCUUUCCUUUGGCAUUGGUUGUCAAGGGAGUUAACAUGCACAACCGAAGAUCCUUCCCGCUUAGAAUCAGUCCUGUCCUUCAAUGGACUUUUUCUUCCAGGCAGUCUCCCUUCCUUCCAGGAAUCCCUUCCAAGUGUUUUCUGCUUGCCUUCAUAUCAAUCAGUGAGCAUUUGCUAACUCUUGAGAAAGCCACUGCUCUCUGCAUUUAUUCCUUUCCCUCCAACUUUUAUUAAUAGAUUGGAGCAUUUUUGGCAAGUUGCCAAAAUAAAAUUAACCCAAUAUUUGCUUUUCAUUUCAAGUGGGUCUCUAGAAGCUUUUGGGCUAUGAUAUGAUUAUUAAGGCCUUUCAGCUCCAGGAAAACCAUCUUCAUCAUAAUAAUGGACUAAUUUACUUCUCUAUCUUCUGAAUUGUGGGAGAAGAUGGGAUAGCUAUAGUGGGAUACUUAUCUCAUUGGGCUGCUAAGACAUUCUUACAUUGUGGCUACAUAGUGGAAAGGGAAGGGAAAAUGCAAUUAGACCGCCAAAAGAACUUGAGGAAAGAUCCGAUUGUACCCAAAAGCUAUGCCAGAGUUAGAAAGCAGGGUGUGUGGGAUACACAAACACAGCUCGAAUUCAGACCUGAAGCCAACCAGAUCUAUGCCUCAGAACAACAGCAAUGCUACAGAACCCUCUUACGGUUCUUUUUGAAAGACAGAUUUUUGAAAGACAGACUGGAUGUUUGGGUGAUGGAGUGAGCUAUCAAAACUAUAGCCAAGUCACAAAAACUGUUGACAGACUUCCUCCCCACCAUAAGACUGAUUUGAGAAAGAAGAGCUUGAAGAAACCUCCAAGUCCACUGCCAGCAACGUUGAGAAACUUGGCUAGCUGGACCAAGUGUUGGUGAGAGCAAGAGAGAGAAGUGAAGCUGAAAUUUGUACUGCAAAAAGUUUGCAACCUCUAACUGCAUGAAGGAAACUAUCAGCACCACUCAGCAUAAUGAACUAGUCAUUGCAUAUAUGACUAAGAACAUUGACUAACAACAUUGUGGAUCAAAAAGGAAGAAAGCAAGAGAAGGAAGAAUGUGUCUGAAGACAGCAUCUGCUCCCUUUACCACCAGAGAAGCAAUAAAGGACAACUUGGAGUGCGAGUCCUUUCUCAAAGCUACAGUGAGUCAUUUGAGAAAGACUGCGAGCUAGCUAAUCACUUCCCGAAUCCCAUGUGGAGCAGAGAUGGAGGUGGAGAGAUGGCUCAGAAUGGAAAAAAGGCAACACGCAGCAGAGCUGGUCGGACAUCGGACUCCAAGGGCUUCUGCCGCUCCCACAGAGAGAUUGCCUGGAGAAGGACAUACAUUUCCUUCUCCAACUACAGAGCCAACUCCUUGAUUGUCUGACUCUUGACUUUCAUCACGUGGGGAGAAGACACGUUCAGCUAUGAAAGUACAGCUCAGAAAGAUGGAAGUGACAUACCUGUCAACAUUUAGGGACAGAUGCUAUAACUCCGGGGGCAUGAAAGGAACCAUGGUUGCAAACAGAAGAACAAUGGCUUCCAGUAGACCACCAAUGAAUGAAGCAAGCAAUGCCUGAAAGCAAUGUCUACAGAAAUAUGGACUUUGAGACUGGGGACAUCAAGGGAGGUUGAGGUUCUUCAUGUCUUGGGAUUUUGAAAAUGUUUGGAACUGGGAAUAACUGUGAAGAUUUGGGGAGAUUAAGCUAAAAAAUACACAUUCUGUUGAGUUGAUUCUGUCAGUUAACUUAGUGGCUCAAGGUGAAGGACAUUUCAAAAUACUUCAGUGUUCAGAACAACAUCUUGAAAUGAAAGGUUUGUGGCUGAAUGGCAGAGACGGGCCCAAUCGUCACAAGACAGCCAUGAAUGAGUCCUACCCAUCUUCCCACAUUGACAUUCCUCUUUUGUGUUCGCACUACCUAAGGAAGUGUAAACAGAUAUACCAUAGUAUGCAGUAUGCAUUUACUAGAUUAUUUUUUGAUGUUCAAAUUGCUGUCACUUCAUGUUCCACCUGUCAAACAGGUUGGAUUGGAGAUGGUUUGGGGUUUUAUUUUCUUUGCUUCUUCCAAAACCACGUGGUUCUAUAGUAGGUGUGACUGUAUACAAAUGUUAGCUAGACCUUCAGAAAGGCCUAAAUAUCAAUACUGGACUUUUUGAUUUCUGCAAGCAUUACUUGAGACAGCAACCAUAUGGUAUCACAGGUCUUUUUAGAGCUGGCUGCUCCAAUGGCUGGAUAUUGACUUCUAGCCAACGGGAGCUUUCUCAGUAGCACCUUUGUUCAUAUAUCAUCAGAUUUCCCUGAGAGAUGUAGUAGUGCUACGCUCCUGUGGGAGAACCACGUGGGAAGACAUGUGCAUGAUGAAUCAAUACAACCAAAAAGCAUUGCUUCUGAAUCUUUGUAUUGUAUUUCUCCAACUAGAUUCUAGUUUUACUACUGGGUCUUUACAGUUUAUUGUGUAUUAUACAGAGUGUAUGGUUACUAAUGCAUUAUGAAUUUCCUUGAUGCCAAGACUUGGGGAGGGGGGGGGGGCUCAAGGAUUCUUGUAUGCGCCAAUGACUUUGAUUGUAUGAGCCCACUUAUUCCUCAUGUUAUCACAUUUGUGGUGACUCAUAAGAGGCUGUGUCAGCCGCUGCUAUAUUUUUAAAAAAUGGCAUUCUUCAGUUACAAAACCAAUUGUAGCAAAGUGUGUUCAUAGCAAAGAUAUUUUUUUCUUUUGUAGAUUUCUACAAUAAAAUAUAUGCAUACAUAGA
Anolis carolinensis (green anole) is the source of this 4670-nucleotide messenger RNA. RefSeq names its product activity regulated cytoskeleton associated protein (gene arc). Lineage: Eukaryota; Metazoa; Chordata; Lepidosauria; Squamata; Anolidae. Gene Ontology annotation, biological process: regulation of long-term synaptic potentiation; regulation of neuronal synaptic plasticity; cytoskeleton organization. Gene Ontology annotation, molecular function: mRNA binding. Bases 416 to 1645 code for a protein of 409 amino acids. The record is from RefSeq and is a predicted model, not a curated record. Gene Ontology annotation, cellular component: plasma membrane; actin cytoskeleton; cytoplasm. The transcript has 3 exons.